This is a messenger RNA of Trypanosoma grayi, 324 nucleotides long. RefSeq lists its product as hypothetical. The transcript has a single exon. NCBI's taxonomy places the organism in Eukaryota, Euglenozoa, Kinetoplastea, Trypanosomatida, Trypanosomatidae. The record is from RefSeq and is a predicted model, not a curated record. Bases 1 to 324 code for a protein of 107 amino acids.
AUGGUCUUGCCGCCUCGCCACGUAUACUCCGCCAUCGUGAAAAACACAACCUCCAAUGUCAUGAAGGUAAAGGCCACGUACGGGAUGCCAAAUAAUGCCGCGGAUGAGGAGGUGGAGUUGUCCAUUCAGCCAGCUGCAACAGUAAAUCUGGAGCAGAAGGUUGUGCAGGUGGAACAAAUGACGCUGACUGGCUAUAUCCGUCGAAUCGCCGUCGAGGGCGCAGCGCUUGAGGCACCUUUCAGCGGUGUGACGUCGCCUGUGAAGGAUUACAGGGUGGAGAUUUACGCGGAGGAUGGUGUACCGCAGCUGCGUGGGCAACCAUAA